Molecule: messenger RNA, 1368 nt
Organism: Aspergillus melleus
Lineage: Eukaryota; Fungi; Ascomycota; Eurotiomycetes; Eurotiales; Aspergillaceae
Gene: SEN54
Product: tRNA-splicing endonuclease subunit SEN54 family protein
Exons: 3
Coding region: 1-1368 (455 amino acids)
Biological process (GO): tRNA-type intron splice site recognition and cleavage
Cellular component (GO): tRNA-intron endonuclease complex
Source: RefSeq, a predicted model, not a curated record
AUGGCCGACACAGAUGAGGCUGCCAUUCAUCUCCCCUCCAAUGACUCCGCGCCACACUUCGAAACCGACCUGUCGGACGAGACCCAGGACUUUCGCAUGUUGAACAACAUCUCAUUUCUCACAGACUCGUCCCAUGCCACGCUGCCGAAGCGCGGUGAGAAGGAUUUCGAACCCAACCCCACCCUCCUCCAGGCCGAUGUUCUCGCCGCCUCGCGCGAGGCGAUGCACAAUGCCCUUGCGCAUCCUCGACUUCAUAACCCCAAGAAUACAGUCGUGGGUUACUACAUGCCUGAUGGACCCACGCCGCCUCCCUCAGUAGUAGCCACUCCCAAGACGGCGGAGACGACGGCAGAGGAUGCGCCCGAACCCAGCGCGUCGCAGGACAACGCGGAGACAAAACCUCAACCGAAGAACGCAGCCGACACGGGGCUGGGAAAUGUGUUCCCCGACUCGUGUGUCUGCGUCCCGAACCCCAAGGGCAAUCUUUUCAAAACAACCGGCCGGGCGGAUCGCUGGAAUCGCGUGUGGCUGCUGCCGGAGGAAGCGCUGUAUCUCCUGGAACGAGGCAGCUUGGACAUCCGAUGGCCCGCCUCGUCGGUGGGAUGCGACGAGAGUGGUGAUACAGAGGAGCCGACGAUCCCAAUGAGCCUACAGGCCGCCUAUGCAUGCUUCGUUGCAAGUGGAGGGUUGACUGUCGAGCGGUUCUCCGUCUACACCGGGUUGAAACGCUUGGGUUAUUCGGUCUUUCGCGCGCCUGGAUGGUACGACGAUGCGGAGGAGCCGGCUCCCGCUGAAUCGCCUCAGCCACAAGGACCUGGACUGGCCGGCAUCUACGAGAGGUUUUUGGAUUGGUUUCAUAAACCCAACACCACGGCCCUUGGGCCGGUGGCCGGUCUGGGAAUCCACCGUAACUAUAAGGACGUCUAUCGCAAACUCGCCAUCAUUCCAUGGUAUGACCCCGUCGCUCCCAAGACGGAAACGCCGCGUACGUCGGCGCCAUUCCGCGUCGUUUUCCACAUCUACAAGCCAUCCACGGCCUUCCGCAAAACCGCUCCUCCUCCCCCGGAUUUUCGCAUCGCCGUUGUCGACGCCCGGGAGCAGACGACCAUGCCCACAAUGGCCCAGAUAGGCAGCCUACUUGAUAAUUCCCCGCUAGAACCCCCCGAAGGUGAGAAGAUGAGCCGGGCCCUCUACAUGCGUCUACGACAGGGGUACCGCAGCGUCAUUCUGGCGGUAGUGGACCAAGGCGUGGUGAGCUAUCUCCGAGUUGCCGAUGCAGCAUUUGGCAAGGAGAAGUUGUAUGCAUUCGAGGCCCCUCAGGGGAACAAAAAGGGCGGUUUCUCUCGACCCAAACCCAAAGGACGAUGA